AUGGAGGACGACGAGACCGGCGCGAAAAGACAAAUCCGACUGGAGAUUGCAGACAUGCGGAUGGUGUGGGUGCCUGCGAUGGCGGUGACUACUGGUGCGGCUAUAGGACUUAUGCGGGGAGGACGGGAGGCGUCGCUGCGGUUCCUUGCAGAAAACGCGCACCGACCGCCCACUACGGUGCAGGGCUGGUACUUUUACAAAAAGACGAAAAACUACAAGGUGAUGCUGGGUGCGGUGAAGGGAGCCGGGCGGGACGGAGGACUGGUGGCGGGGAUCGCAGGGGGCUACAUGGGGCUUGAAUGGGGACUGGAGCAGGUCGGGUGGGGCAGCGUGAAGGAGGUUGGGGCGGGGAUUGGGACAGCAGUGGGGUUUAGUGCAAUCAGCCGGCUGCCGAUGCAGGUCGCACGGCGCACGGUGGCGCUGGGGGCAGUGUACGGGCUUGUGAUGAAGGGGCUCGGCUGGAUGCGGGGGGGAGUGACGGCAGCGGACGGCAUCCGGGGAGAGGCCGAUGGGGUAGACAGUAGAUAUAAUGUGGAGCGCGGAAUAAGGAACAAACUCUGGCCAGACCCGCAGCUCACCCCGCGUCCUCAGGAAAAGAAUCCCUUCGAGUGUGGCCCUGUCCACCCUCUGCUCUCCCCUGCCCUCUUUCCCCCGGCUUCCCCCGUCCCCGCCGCAGCCGAUCCCACGCCGGCCCAUGCUGCCCAGCCCACCACUCAGCUCUCCCUCCAUGCUCCCGUCUUCAAAAUGCAGCAGCCGCCCCCACCAAAGAACCAGCUGCCCACCACCUCCCCACAGGCCGCCAUCUCCCGCGGCCAGAUCCAUGUAAAGCUCAUCCAGGCCCGUGCACUCUCCGUCCGCGCUCACAACGCCCGCCCCUACUGCGUCGUCCAGUUCGAGCAGAACGAGUUCGUCAGCAGGGACCCCAUCCCAGAGUCAGACAAGGAGGUCAAGGGAAAACCCGUUAUUCUCUCCCGUCAGACUUCCUCAAACGCCAUAUCUGCUCUCGACGCUAUCGGCUCCAGGCACGAUGCAAGUCGCAAGAACAGCAGGGGUAGCAAGGACUCGUCGCCCUCUACCUCUCUCGUAUCCGCCGCCUCAAAGGCCCUCUCCUUCUCCCACCAGAAUAACAACUCCUCUGGCAUCUCCAACGGUCUUUUUGGUCGUAUCUCCCCCAACAAUCCCGCCUGGAAGCACGAGGUCUCAUUCGAUGUCACUUCAGAGGAAGAGCUCAUCACAGUCAAUGUCUAUGACCGCGCAGUCUCCGACCAGGGCUUCCUUGGAACAGUUCAGAUAAAGCCCGUUCUUAUCCACGACCACACCGUCGACCAGUGGUACAAACUUAGACCUUUGGAGGACGAAAUCGUUAGCGGCGAAAUUCGCAUCCAGGUCACCUACGAGGCCUACAAGACUAAACGUGCCCUCACUCCCCGCGACUUUGAAUUCCUCAAACUCAUCGGCAGAGGCACCUUUGGCAAGGUCUUCCAAGUCAGGAAAAAGGACACAAAGCGCAUAUAUGCCAUGAAAGUCCUCUCCAAAAAGGAGAUCGUCGCGAAAAAGGAAGUCGCUCACACUAUCGGCGAGCGCAAGAUCCUCCAGCGCUCCCUAGACUCUCCCUUCCUCGUUGGACUCAAGUUUAGCUUCCAAACAGAUACCGAUCUCUAUCUCGUCACAGAUUUCAAGAGCGGCGGCGAGCUCUUUUGGCAUCUCCAGCGCGAGACCCGUUUCUCAGAAGACCGCGCCAGGUUUUACAUCGCCGAACUCAUUUUGGCCUUGGAGCAUCUACAUAAAUUCAAUAUCGUCUACCGCGAUCUCAAGCCGGAAAAUAUUCUCCUCGACGCAACCGGCCAUGUCGCUCUAUGCGAUUUUGGUCUCUCCAAAGCCGAUCUGCGCCCCGAUGAACUCACAACCACCUUUUGUGGCACAACAGAGUACCUCGCCCCUGAGAUCCUCCUUGAUGAGCAGGGUUACUCCAAGAUCGUCGACUUUUGGUCAUUGGGCGUCCUAUUGUUUGAAAUGUGUUGCGGCUGGAGUCCAUUCUAUGCCGAAGAUACUCAGCAAAUGUACAAGAAUAUAUGUUUUGGGAAGAUUAGAUUCCCCAAGGGUGUCAUCAAUGAUGAAGGAAAACAGUUUGUUAAAGGUCUUCUGAACCGGAACCCGAAGCAUCGUCUCGGCGCCGUACGCGACGCAGAGGAACUCAAGGAACAUCCCUUUUUCAAAGGUAUUGAUUGGGUUGCCCUCGCUCAGAAAAAGGUUACGCCACCCUUCAAGCCCGUCGUAGAGAGUGACGAGUCCACAAACAACUUUGACCCCGAGUUUACAUCCGCCGACAUACGCGAUAUCGGUAUGGCGGAAAUCAUGGGUAUGGACCAUGACCAGGAUCUCGACGACGACGAUCCUUCAGAAGCCUGGGUCUCACAAUCAUUCAACGUCAAUGGUCACACUCCCAAUGGUCCCUUGGGGAGCGAGCGGCCCAAACCAACCAGUCCCCUCGGCACCAUCACCAAUGGCACAAGCUACAGCUCUUCCACGCACACAAAUGGGAACACCACAACCCCGCGUUCGCAGGGUAUCCAGAUCAAGCGGCCCAAACGCGCCAAGGAGCCUGCGGGAAGCCCACUCACAAACAGCGUGCAGGAAAACUUCCGCGGCUUCACGUACCACGGAGGCGAGAGCGUUGGUGCCCCUCUUUCCAUGUUUGCCGCCAGCCGGCGGCGCGCUGCAGAGGAAGAGGCCGUUGCGGACGAGGAGGCUCCCGAGGUAACGACCGAGGACGAGAUUGAAGACGUGGGCCGCAGUGCAGGCCGCUAUGCGAACAACCGGCGGAAUGGACGCACACCCAUGUUUGACGACGAUGAUAUGCUGUCCUGA
Molecule: messenger RNA, 2868 nt
Organism: Psilocybe cubensis
Lineage: Eukaryota; Fungi; Basidiomycota; Agaricomycetes; Agaricales; Agrocybaceae
Exons: 8
Coding region: 1-2868 (955 amino acids)
Biological process (GO): protein phosphorylation
Molecular function (GO): ATP binding; protein serine/threonine kinase activity
Source: RefSeq, a predicted model, not a curated record